AUGGCGAGAACGUUGCAACGGAGAGCCUUGGGAAGCCGCUCUACUACUGCUAAAUCAAAAUCAUCAAGGGCACCGUUUGUAUUGAGCCUUCCACUUUUGAGUCUAUUAUUGAGCGUGUUGACGUUAGGUUUAGUCAGCCUCUUCUCGUUCCAGCACAAGACCGACAGUCAUCAUCUCCGACUCGACCAUGUUGCAUUACCACCACCACCGCCACAAAACAAUCAGCCCCCAGCGAAGGCCACUUUCGCACCAGCGAAAGCCACUCUUGCACCCACAAAACCCAAAGAAGCCACUGCAGUAGUGAUUCCACCAUCCACCACCAGCACCACCACCGACAAUAAGCCACCACCACAAGGAUUCGACCAGACGAAAUACCAGUAUACGCCUCCACUCCAGUUCUUUUCGUGGCCCGACCUGGAUUGCGGUGCGCCACCCAAUUAUGAAACAUUCUUUGCUCAGGAUAAAAAGCACCGAUCCGAAAACAACGAAGAUCAAAUCCUAUGGAAUCGCAUCUUCCAGCACAAUAGCGCCAAUAACAAGAAGGGAACCUAUGUCGAACUGGGUGCCUACAAUGGCAUGAAGGAAGCCAACAGUCGGUUCUUUGAUGUUUGUUUGGGCUGGAAAGGACUCCUCAUUGAAGCCAAUCCCACCGUGUUCCCUGAGGUGCGGGUAAAUCGACCACAAGCUCAUUCCAUGGGUUUUGCACCCUCCUGCCGACAACCCGGUGAGGUGGAUUUUCAUGCCGCCGUUUGGACCAAUGCCGGUGUUUCUGGUCUAGCAAAAGCCUAUGAGGGAACGGAAACGGUCAAGGUUCCCUGUGGUCCGCUGCAACCAGUGUUGGACCAUAUCUUUCCUCCUGGAGAGGCCAUUGAUUUGUUUGCCUUGGAUGUGGAAGGAGCCGAACUAUUGGUAUUGCAAACCAUUGAUUUUAGCAAGGUUCAAAUUCAUGUCGUGAUUGUGGAAGUGGAAAAUGCAUUUUGCAAAAUUGCCGACAACUGCGAGAUGCGUAAUGGUGUUCGGGCACUGAUGCAGAAGACUGGGUAUCAACGGCACUUUGGCGUGAUACCGUACACGGAUAUCUACAUUCAUGAGAAUGCACCGUAUCGCCUAUUCUCGAACUAA
Messenger RNA from Seminavis robusta, 1122 nucleotides. The record is from the annotation of a GenBank genome assembly. NCBI's taxonomy places the organism in Eukaryota, Bacillariophyta, Bacillariophyceae, Naviculales, Naviculaceae.